Messenger RNA from Plasmodium reichenowi, 8820 nucleotides. Its product is annotated as DNA polymerase epsilon, catalytic subunit a, putative. The record is from RefSeq and is a predicted model, not a curated record. The transcript is spliced from 4 exons. Gene Ontology annotation, biological process: base-excision repair, gap-filling; mitotic cell cycle; DNA replication. Gene Ontology annotation, cellular component: nucleus; epsilon DNA polymerase complex. Lineage: Eukaryota; Apicomplexa; Aconoidasida; Haemosporida; Plasmodiidae. Gene Ontology annotation, molecular function: DNA-directed DNA polymerase activity; DNA binding; zinc ion binding. Bases 1 to 8820 code for a protein of 2939 amino acids.
AUGUCUACACAAACAAGGACAAAAGGAUGGGAGAAGGAAUCAAAAAUUAAUCCAGAUUAUGAAUAUGAGAGAUUGUUAAAAUUAGAAAAUAAGUUUCAUAUAAAAGCAUGGAUUAAUAAAGGAGAGAAAGAAGGAUAUCUUUAUAAUAUAGUUCCUACUACUAUGAAUGUAGUAGCAAAAAAUUCAAAUAAAUCACAUAAAAAAACAGGUGUACACAUGUAUUUUGUGUCAGACAAUAACAAGACGUGGAGAUUAACUCUAUUUUAUAGACCCUACUUUUAUUUAAAAACCAAGAAUAUACAUAAUUAUGAACAAGUAACAAAAUUUUUAAAAAAGGAACUAGAUAAGUAUAACGUUGAAAUUGAUUAUGUAAAAAAAGAGGAUUUAAGUUUAUACGAUCAUUUGAAUAAGAAAAGAAGUUAUUUAAGUAAUAUAUUUUUUAAAUUAUCCUAUGAUACUAUUGAAAAUUUAAUGAAUGCUCGAGAUUUCUUAGUCAAAAUUAUUGAACGAAAUAAAAAACAAAAUAAAAAUUAUAAUAAUUCAAAUAAUGAUAAACAUAUUUUUAAUAAUGAAGAUUUGUCCUAUAGUCAAUUAGAGUUUUCUUAUAAAAAUGAAUAUUCUUAUAAUAAAUAUGAUGAUCAAAAAGAAAACACACAAAAACAACAAUUUACUACAAAUAUAACAGAGGAAGAUGAUAAAAGGAGGAUAUUAAAUGCAAAAAGUAAUGACAAUAAUAAUAAUAAUACACAUAAUAGUAACAAUAAUAAUAAUAAUAUAUUGAAUAUGAAUGAUAUCAUUGUUACUACAAAAAAACAAAUUUUAAGUAAAGAAGAAAUUAUGAAUGAAAUAAUCGAAAUAUAUGAAUAUGAUGUAAAAUAUUUAACCAGAAUUUGUAUAGAUAAAAAUAUCAGAUGUGGAUUAUGGUAUAAAGUAAAAAGAGAAGAAGAUGAACUUUAUACUGAAUUAAUUCAAUUUGAAAUCUUAAAUAAAAAAGUAUUAGCACCAUUAAAUAUAUUAGCAUGGGAUAUUGAAUGUUAUAAAGAUGAAUUAAAAUUUCCAGAUAAAGAAAAAGAUGAAAUCAUAUUAAUAUCUUAUAUGUAUAAUGCUCAAGGAUAUUUAAUUGUUAAUAGAAAUGUUAUGAGUAAAAAUAUAAGAGAAUUCUUAUAUAAACCAAAUGAAGAAUAUUCUGGUGCAGGUACAUUCAAAAUUUUUAAUGAAAAAAAUGAAUAUUUUUUAUUAAAAAGAUUUCUUGAACAUAUCAGAUUAUUAAAAAUACAUAUUUUUGUUACAUAUAAUGGAGACUUUUUUGAUAUUCCAUAUUUAUAUAGAAGAUGUGAAAUUAAUAAUUUAAGUGUUUCUAGAGAAAUAGGUUUUAUUAUGAAUAAUAAACAAGAAUGUUCAUGUAAUUUUAUUUUAAAUAUUGAUGCAUAUAAAUGGGUUGAAAGAGAUUCAUAUCUACCAAAUGGAUCUAGAACUCUAAAAAGUGUAUGUAAAAUUAAAUUAAAAUAUAAUCCAACAGAAGUGGAUCCUGAACUUAUGGUUCCCAUUGCUAAAAAUAAUCCUCAACAUUUAGCGGUUUACAGUGUAUCUGAUGCAGUUGCAACUUUUUAUUUAUAUGAUAAAUUUAUUCAUAAUUUCUUAUUCGCAUUAUCAUCAAUUAUACCAAUGAACCCUGAUAAUGUAUUACGACAAGGAAGUGGAACCUUAUGUGAACAAUUAUUAAUGGCAGAAGCUUAUAGAAAAAAUAUACUUUUUCCUAACAAAUCCAAACCUAUAUAUAAUCAAUAUUUUACAGAUCCAGAAAAUAAAAAAAAAUAUUUUAUUUAUGAUGAUUCUUUUGUUGGGGGUACAGUUCAAAGUUUAAAAUGUGGUAUUUAUAGAGAUGAUCUUAAAGAAUUUUUCAGCUUAGAUGUAGAUACAUAUAAAUAUCUAUAUAACAGUAUUGAUCAUAUUAUUGAUUUCUGGAUUCAAAAAGAUUUAAAUAAAAAUGCAAAUAUAAAUGAUACUAAAUAUAUUAAUAAAAAUCAAAUAAUAAAUUUAGAUCAAAUUAAACAAGAUAUUAAAAAUAAACUAAAUUUCUUCAUAGAAAAUCCAAAUAUAAAUAUAUGUCCUAAUAUUUAUCAUCUAGAUGUUGCUGCUAUGUAUCCUAAUAUUAUUUUAUCACAUCGUUUGCAACCUAAUGCUAUCAUCACACCAGAUCAUUGUUUUAAUUGUUCUUUUUAUAAACAAAGACACUUGUGUCAAAAAAAAAUGAUAUGGAAACGUAAAUUAGAAAUUUCUCCUAUAGAUUAUGGUCAUGUCUUGUCACUAAAACAAGAUUUAAAAACUAGGCUCUUUUUCCCGCAAAAAAGUUUUUACAAAAUGCAAAACAAGGAAGAAUCUGAUAGUACUGAAAAUGAAAACUCGAUGGAUAUUAACGCAUCAAAAAAGAAAUCGUGGAAUGAACUCACGGAUAAACAACAACAUGAUGAAUUAAUGAAAGUCAUAAAAGAUUGCUCUCAAAAGGUUUUUAAAAAAACCAAAGUAUCGAAAGAAGUAGAUGCAUCCAGUUUAGUGUGCCAACGAGAAAACCCAUUUUAUGUUGAUGCUGUUAAGACUUUUAGAGACCGAAGAUAUGUGUAUAAAAAAGGACUGAAAGAAUGUGAACAUGAAAAAAGGGAAUUAUUAAAACAAUCAAAAAUAGAUUACAUUAAGAUUCAAGAAUUAGAUGAUAAAAUAUUAUUAAAUGAUUCAUUACAACUAGCACAUAAAUGUAUAUUAAAUAGUUUUUAUGGAUAUGUUAAAAGAAGAAGCAGUAGAUGGUAUUCUGAUCAAAUGGGUGCUAUUGUUACUUAUACAGGUUCUCAAAUUAUCAAUGGAGCAUUUAAUUUAAUAAAUAAAAUUGGUAUACCAAUGGAAUUAGAUACUGAUGGUAUUUGGUGUAUGCUUCCAAAAAAUUUCCCAGAAAUGUAUGAUGUAUAUAUUUUGGAUAAAAAAGAAUUAAAUAAAAAAAAAGAUUAUGAAACAAAAAGUGAAGAAGAAUUAAAAAAUGAUAACAAUGUGAAAAAAGUAGAUUUCGAAUUCCCAACGAAUAUUUUAAAUUUUGAAAUGCAUAAGAAAUGGACAAAUGAUCAAUACUUAGUCUAUAAUGAACAUACUGAUGAUUAUGAAUGCAUUAGUAAAAAUGAAAUAUUUUUUGAAUUAGAUGGACCAUGGCAUGGUAUGUUUUUACCCGCAUCUGAAAAAUCCGAUGAUUUAUUAAAAAAAAGAUAUGUGGUUUUUAAUAAUAAAUAUAAAAUAAGUGAACUUAAAGGUUUUGAAAUUAAACGAAGAGGUGAAUUAAGAAUUAUUCAAAGAUUUCAAAGUGAAAUUUUUAAUCAUUUCUUAAAAGGAAAAACAAAAGAAGAAUCCUAUUAUCAUGCAUCAUUAACAGCAAAUAAAUGGAAAAAUUUAAUAGAUACUAAAGCAAUAGAUAUAGAUAAUGAUGAUGAAUUAUUUGAUUUAAUUUUAGCUAAGAAAGUUUUAAAUAAAUCAGUUAAAGAACAACCAAAUGCUAAAAGUUUUGGUAUUACUACAGCAAAAAGAUUAAGUGAAUUAUUAAAUAAUGCUAGCUAUAUUGAAGAUAAUAAUGUAUCAACUCAGUUUAUUGUUGUAUCCAAACCUAUUGGUUCAGAUAUUACUUUUAGAGCUAUACCUAUACAAAUAUUCAAAACAAAUAUUGAUACUCAAAUCCAUUAUUUAAGUAAAUGGUUAGGAACUAAAUUUCCUCCAAACGUACCUGUUAAUGUUAGAGAUAUUAUUGAUUGGGAUUAUUAUAAACAAAAAUUAGAAGUUCAAAUUUUAAAAUUAGUUAUUAUUCCAGCUAUUAAACAAAAUAUUAAUAAUCCAAUAACUUCCAUAUCAGUUCCUGAUUGGUUAAAAAAACAAAUUAAUAUCUCAGAAGGAAAACAGAAAAAAAUCACUUCUUUCUUUGUAAAAAAAAACAUAAAAAAAGAAGAUACCACUUCACCUUUACAUCCUACUAAUAUUAAACUAGUAAAUGAUAUUCAUGAUUUUAAAGAUUCAAAUGAAACAACCAACACACCAUUACAUUAUACACAAAAAGAAAGUAUGAAAAAUAAAGAACAUAUAUCUAAUCAAUCUAUGGAAAAAAAAAGCCCUUUUCCUAUAGAAGGCGAAAAUACAAUAACAAAUCCAUCAUCAUCCGUAUUAACACAAUCAGAGGAAACAUUGAAAAAUAAAAAAAGAAAAUUAAUAAAACAAUAUCUCUUAGAUAAUUUUAUAUCCAAAAAACCAAAAUUAAUAAUAUUAUAUGAUAAUAAUCAAUCAAAUAAUAGCAAUAGUAAUAUUAUGUCUGGUGCUACUCCAAAAACUAGUAAACUUAUCUCAUCAGUAGCUUACAAAAAAAUAAAUUCAUUUGAAAACUACGGAGAAAAUAAUAAUAAUAAUAUUAUUAUUAUUGAUCAUGAAAAAAUCAAUAUCAGUAAUUUAAAAUAUAAAGAUUUACAUAAUUUAUUUCAUUCAAAUUUUAAAAAUUGGAUGCUUAUUAAUAAUAAAAUAUGGAAAAAUAAUAGAACACAAAUUAAAAAAAUACGUAUUGAAGAUAAAAAACAAAAAAAAAAAAAUAUCAUAUCAUUUAAAGAACAAGAAGAUGAAGAUGAAGAUGAAGAAUCUAAUAAGGAAAAAAAGAAUUAUGAGAAAAUAUCUAAUUUAGAUUCUAAAUAUUUACAUACUAUUCAAAAUGCAAUGGAUAUUGUAUAUAUAUAUAAAAAAAUUAAAAAGAAAAAGAAAAAUCAUAAAAAAAAAAAUUCAAAUAACCAAUUAAAUAAUUUAAAAAAUGAUAAACAAACCUUAUUAAAACCAUAUUUAAAAUAUUUUAAACAUGAAGCAAAUUCAGAUUCAAAUUCAAAUUCGGAUUCAAAUUCAAAUUCAGAUGAUUCAUCUAGUCAUAAGAAAGAAUCUAAAAAUGAAAAUUAUCAUAUCAAUGAAAAGGUUGAUAAUAAUGAUUAUUAUAAUGAUGAAGAUGAUGGAAUUUAUUAUGCAUUAGUUUCAUUAAAGAAUAUGAAUAAAUUUUAUAAAAUUAAAAUACAAGUAUAUAGACAUAUAUAUAUUAAUAAUUAUGACCAAUUAAAUAUUAAAAGUAAUAGUAAAAUAACUAUAAAAUUAAUUAGUUCAAAUAAUGAUGAUAAUGGUGUAUUUAAAUCUAAGGCAUAUGCUAAUUGUUUUCUUCCUAGAAAUAUUAAAGUUUUUAAUUUAUAUGAAUUUAUAAUGACAGAAAAAUAUUUUAAUCAAUAUAUUAUUAAUACUCUAAAUGCAAAUUAUCAUGAAAGUAUUAUAUCUGUAUAUGAAACAAAAAUACCAUUAUAUUUUGAUUUCUUAAGUAGAUAUGGAAAUUCUGUUGAAAUUGAUUCAAAUGAUUAUAAUUAUAUAUUUGAUGAAAAUAAAUGUUUUAAAUCUCAUUGUUUUAGUAAAGUAGAAAAUAAUAGUAAAAGUACCAAAAAUGUAUCAGCCAAUUAUUUGGAUGAUGUACAUAUUGUUUAUAUACAUAUAUUUCAUACACUUAUAGAUAAUAUUUGUAAUCGUAUUUUUAUUAAUGUAUAUGAUCAAUUUGAUGAACAUAAUCAAGAUGAUUUACUUGGGAAUAAAAUAAUGUUUAGUGGUAUUGGACAAAAAGAUAAUAAUUUUGAUCCUUAUGAUACUUUUAUAAAAUUUUUACAACUAGAUAAGUAUUGUAAUGAUAUUACAUUAAAUGAAACAAAUGAAAAUAUAAAUAUGAAUAUAAAUUCUACACAUAAUGGGCAAAAUAAAAAUAUACAUAAUAUAAAUCAUGUACAUAAUAUAGAUCAUAUACAUAAUACAAAUCAUAUACAUAAUACAAAUCAUAUACAUAAUACAAAUCAUAUACAUAAUACAUUUGAUAAUAAUAAUAAUGUGGAAUAUUUAAACAAUAUUGAAAAAGAAAAAAUAAAAAAAGAUAUGUUAUUAAAAAAUUUAUUUAAUAAAGAAUUUUUUAUAAAUAGUGUUGAAAAAGAUCUAUUAUUUUUAUAUCAUUAUAGAAAAUUUGAUGUUUAUUAUGAAGAUAAUACAAAUGUAUAUAAAGUAUUAGAAUAUCUUGAUCUAUACUUAAAUAAAUAUCGUACUAAUAUGAUAACAGGAAAACAAAAAUAUAUCUUUUAUGUAUCAUCAACUAUUGAUAAGAAAAAAUUAGGUUGGUGGGCUACCAAUAAAUAUUUCCCAUGCUAUUUUUAUAAAUUUGAUAAUACAAAUAAAUAUCAAAAUGUUCCAAGAAUAAAUUAUCAAAAUGAUAUUUUUAAUUUAUCUCUAAAUCUAUUUUUUGAAAAUUAUCAUAGAGUAGAAGAAGAUUUGAAUUUUUCACGAAUAUCAAAUAUACCAUUAUUUAAUUUAUUCAAUGUUCAUAACAAAAAUCAAAAACAUAAAUUUAUAUAUGAUAUCUUAUAUGCAUCUUUUAUUAAAAAAUAUAAAGGAAUAUUAUGGUUAUCAUAUUUUGGUAAUUAUGAUCUAGGAAUCCCAUGUUUAAAUAUUAAUAAUUUCUGUGAUUAUGAUUUAGCUAAAAAAAAUAAUGAUAUAAUAAACCAAGGAAUAUAUAGAGGAUAUAUUGUCCAUCUAUUUUUUAAUGAAUCAUUAAUAUUUAAUAGUGUACGCCUUUUUACAAAAUAUUCAAAUGUGGACAAAAAUACAAAUGAAUAUAGUAAUACCAUAACCAAUACAAACAUAAAUAAUCAUCACAAUAAUAAUAAUAUUAAUCGUAAUAAUGAACAUACUAAUUUUAUGCAAAAUAAAAAAAAUGUCAAGAGAACACUGGAAAAUAAUACCAACCAUAUGAAUAAAUUAAACAAUAAAAGUAACCAUAUAAAUAAAAAAGCCUCAAUAGAUCAAAAGGAACAGUUGAAUGAUGAAGAUAUAUCAACAGCUGACGAAAAUAAUAAUAUGAAUAGCAAUAAUAAUAAUAAUAAUAAUAGCAACAAUAAUAAUAGCAACAAUAAUAAUAACAACAAUAAUAAUAACAACAAUAAUAAUAACAACAAUAAUAAUAACAACAAUAAUAAUAACAACAACAAUAAUAAUAAUGUGAAUGUAAAUUUUUCGUCCAAUAAUGAUAACGUCAUAAUACAAUCAUCAGCUGAAUUAAAUCAAAAAAAAAACCUCAUACAAAAUAAAUAUGAUAUUAAUUCAAUUGUUGAAAGAAAUGCUCAUGUUUCCCAAUUUAGCAAUUUUGCCUUUAAAAUAUUAGGUCAAUCGUUAGAAUAUUUAAUAUCUAAAAUUUCCUCUUUAUCUAUGCUAAUUACAAAUAAAACAUUUGAAAGCAUAUCAGAUAUAUUUACAUCCUUCUAUUCAUGGAUUUCUAAUAAUUCUAGUUUAUUAUAUGAUGUUGCAUUAUAUAAUAAAGUUUUAGAAUGUUCUGAAAUUUAUCAAAAUAAUUUAAUAAAUAUUAUGAAGAAGAAAUUUAAUGCCAAUAUUAUUUUUGCUGACUUAAGAAAUCUUGUUAUAUCAUUUAAUGAGUAUUCUAUUAUAUCAGGAAGAAAUAUAUUAAAGAAUUUAAUAAAAUAUUUUUCACACAGUGAUUCAAUAUAUGCAAAUGUACCCUUCUAUAUUAAAAAUGAAUAUAUUGCAGCAUGUCAAUUUGAUAAAUAUAAUUUUAUAAGAUAUAAAAAAUAUUCGGAUCCAAAUGAAGAAAAUACAGAUGAAAAUCUAAAAAUUAUUGAAUACUUACCUCCUAUAUGUGAAUCUUUCUUGAGAUAUGUUCUUGAUAUAAUAAUAUUGAAUCCAUUACAUGAUAUUAUACUUUCAUAUGAUAAUAAUAAACAAAACGGUAUAAAUCCAUAUGAAUCAGAUGAUCAAAAGAUAAAUCAUAUAAAUGAUAUAUCGACAUGUGAAAAAAAUUAUUAUAAUGUUAUAUUAAAAAAUGAUAAAUUAACAGAUAAAAUUAAUUUAGCACAAAGAGCUAAAUUAAAAUAUAUAUUUGAUAAAUCAUUUGAUGAUCUUGAAGAAGUCUGUGAAUCCUUCUCCUUAAUCAAUGAAAAUGUAGAUGUACUAGCUUAUAAAAUUGAAGAGAAAUUAAAGGAUUUAUGGUUUAUGCCGGGAAAUAUUUAUAAAAAAGUCAAAAAAGCAAUCAAAUAUAAAAAAUAUCUAAUAGAAAAUUAUUGGCCAUAUGAAGAUGAUGAAAUCGGUGAAAAUAAUAUUAAUUAUGCACCAUUCUUAUUUCCUCAAACAUUAGGAAAUCUAGCUAAAAGAGAUAAUAAUUGGAGAUUAGAAAUUGUUAAAUUUUGUAUCUUCUUAAUGCAAAAUGAUAAAUUAUUAAAUUUAGAAAAUGAAAACGCAAAUGAAGCCUUUCAUGAAAAAAGACAUGAACUAUAUGAAAUUGUAGGAGAUAGUGAAUAUAAUAAAAAAAAUUCAUUAUGGAAAAGCCCAUGUCAUGAAUUAAUUUUAAAAGAUAUCUUUUGUGAUAAUUGUUCAUCGGUAUAUCAUAUGAACGUAGUAACAAGUUUAGUUGAAGCAGAGAUAAGUGGAAAAGCAUCCUUUAUUUGGUUAUGCAAAAAUUGUAACUUUAAAUUUGAUAAUGAAUUUAUUGAAUUAAAAAUAUUAUCUUUAUUGCAGGAAACAUUCGACGCAUACAAUGCUCAAGAUUUGGUAUGUAAUAAUUGUAAUGCAAUAAAAUCUUUCCACAGAAGACCCAUAUGUAAAUGUGGUCAAAUAUUUACACCUCGUCUAGAAAUUAAUGACUGGAUGGAAACAUUAGAAAUUGUACAAAAUUUAGCUAGCAUGCUAAACAUGCCAUUAUUAACAGAUGUGUUGACAUCCAUGAAAACUCAUCUUAUAUAA